AUGUGGUCCUUCAAGACCAGACCCGUGGCAACCCCUAUACUUGAAUCGAGCUACCCCUUGUCAAACACACCCAACAGUCGGCCCCGACAGAUCGCCUUCAUCAAUGAGACUGAGGUGUAUAUUCUCAAAAGUAGCGGACCCAAUAGUACCGAUAUCGAACGAACAACAUUGGAGACUCGAGCCACCGGUGUCGUGUACCAGGCAGCCGAUUCGGAACAGGUUGUUUCAAUCCUGCCCUCUCUGAGCCAGGAUACUCUAUGGUUUUCGCACGUUAACAAACCUGGUCAACCAAUCACCUACUCCUACAUCAACACCAUCUCCCCAGAUGAGGUUGAUAUUGUCCCCUUUACAUCGAGCCCUACUGCCGAUACCUACUGGGCUAAAGCUGCCCAAAUAUCUGAAGACGAGGUGAUAUUUGCCGUUUCCGUGAACCCCGAUGAAUAUGCUAACUUUCCCAAGCAUGUCCUUGUGUCUCUGACGAGAACUGGCGCUCUAUAUGCGAACAAAACCCUGCUCGCGAAGAAUUGCACAUCCUUUAUGACGACCCAAGCCCACAUCGUGUUUACCACCUCCCAACACCUUCUAAAAUUCGUUCAUUUGACUAUACCGGAAGGUGAGUAA
Molecule: messenger RNA, 621 nt
Organism: Aspergillus melleus
Lineage: Eukaryota; Fungi; Ascomycota; Eurotiomycetes; Eurotiales; Aspergillaceae
Product: putative elongator complex protein 1
Exons: 1
Coding region: 1-621 (206 amino acids)
Biological process (GO): tRNA wobble uridine modification
Cellular component (GO): elongator holoenzyme complex
Source: RefSeq, a predicted model, not a curated record